AUGUCUUCGACGAUACCUGAACCACACUCAGAAGCUGCUGAGCCUCUACCUCAACCCGAGACUGAAACACUAGAAACCCUUCGCAGCCGGGGCAUCACUGAAAGCCCUCAUGCAUUAGAGCCCAAUUAUCCAGCUAUUGGCCAUAAUACAGACCCUGUCUUUCCUGAGGAAUAUGUCAUCGAAACAAGCACCGGCCUCGUCCCCCAGAGGACCCUCGAGCAAAUCCGAUCGCAUGGAUCCGUCUCAUCGACUCAGGUUGCAACACCAGCCCACGAAAGAGACACGGAUCUUGAAAAAGGAGGAAAUGGCCCCACGGAAUUUGUAACAUUCACGAUCAACGACCCCGAACACCCCUACAACUGGUCUCGCGCCUACCGAUGGUACAUCACCAUGGUAGCCUCAACCCUGGUCGUCUGCGUCGCCUUCGGCUCCUCAAUCGUCACUGGCGGCCUGGGUCUAAUCGAAGACCAAUACAACGUCUCUCUCGAAGUAGCAAUCCUAACUUGCUCAAUCAUGGUCUGCGGUUUCGCAGUCGGCCCACUCCUCUGGUCCCCCCUCUCAGAGAUCAUAGGCCGAAGACCCGUCUACAUCAUCUCCCUCGGUCUCUACGUCAUCUUCAACAUCCCCUGUGCCCUCUCCCCGAAUAUCGGUGGUCUCCUUGUGUGCAGGUUCCUCUGCGGCGUAUUCUCCAGCUCAGGACUCUCCCUAGCAGGAGGCACAAUCGCCGACAUCUGGAGCAUCGAAGAGCGCGGCAUGGCAAUUGCCUACUUCGCCGCAGCCCCAUACUGCGGACCCGUCCUCGGGCCAAUCGUAACAGGCUGGAUAAACGUCGGCAGCGGCCGUCUAGACCUUUUCUACUGGGUGAACCUAGCAUUCGCAGGCGCAGUCAUGGUCCUCGUCGGCCUCGUGCCAGAGACAUAUGCCCCGAUAAUUCUCAAACGUCGCGCCGCAAAGCUUCGCAAGGAAACCGGAAACCCGAAUAUCAUCACGGAGCAAGAAAAGACGAAACUCACUUUUGGUGAUAUCGCUCGCACAAGCCUCAUCCGCCCCAUCACAAUGAUUAUGACCGAACCCGUCCUCGAUCUGAUGUGCAUGUACAUCGUCCUCAUCUACGCAAUGCUAUACGCCUUCUUUUUCGCAUACCCAGUCAUCUUCGGCAAACUAUACAACUACAACGACGGCCAGAUCGGUCUCAUGUUCAUUCCGAUCCUGAUCGGUGCCGCGUUCGCACUGGUCAUCACACCGCUCAUCGAGAAGAAUUUCAAGAAGAUUUGUAGUCUUCGCUCGCCAACACCCGAAGACCGGCUCAUCGCUGCAUUGAUCGGUGCCCCAUUUAUUCCAAUUGCAUUGUUCUUGCUCGGCGCUACUUCCUACAAGCAUAUUAUUUGGGUUGGGCCUGCUUCUUCAGGUAUUGCGUUUGGCUUUGGCAUGGUGCUUUGCUAUUAUGCCGUCAAUAAUUAUAUUAUUGAUUCGUACCAGAAGUAUGCGGCUUCUGCCUUGGCGGCCAAGGUUUUCUUGCGCUCUGGUGGCGGUGCGGCUUUCCCGUUGUUUACUACUCAGAUGUAUGACCGUCUAGGCUUGCAGUGGGCUUCUUGGCUGCUUGCUUUUAUCGGGGUUGCUAUGGUUUUUAUUCCAUAUGUCUUUUACGUGUUUGGUGCUCGCUUGCGGGCGAAGCUCACGAGGGAUUAA
Molecule: messenger RNA, 1689 nt
Organism: Penicillium antarcticum
Lineage: Eukaryota; Fungi; Ascomycota; Eurotiomycetes; Eurotiales; Aspergillaceae
Product: MFS transporter
Exons: 1
Coding region: 1-1689 (562 amino acids)
Biological process (GO): transmembrane transport; spermine transport
Cellular component (GO): fungal-type vacuole membrane
Molecular function (GO): spermine transmembrane transporter activity
Source: RefSeq, a predicted model, not a curated record